Molecule: messenger RNA, 318 nt
Organism: Ostertagia ostertagi
Lineage: Eukaryota; Metazoa; Nematoda; Chromadorea; Rhabditida; Trichostrongylidae
Source: the annotation of a GenBank genome assembly
AUGGGUUACCGGUUACUGCCUUGUGACACCACUUGCCAUGCUUGCACCCAACUGGCGAUGGCUGAUCUUCUUCGUCUCCGUGCCACAACUCAUCACUGCUGCCCACUUUGCUACUUAUUUGUACCAGAAAGUCUGCACUACCUGGCUAUCGAACGUCAAGAAAACGAGAUAGACGUUUGGCUGAAGAAAGCCGGCCGAUGUCACAAUAAUGUCGCAGAUAUCGAUCCUAGUACUGUCAUCAGUACUAGGCAGGAGGAACCAAAGUAUCCAACUUAUUCAUCGAAAUAUGGGAGCACAAAAGGUUUCUGCUCUAUAUGA